This is a messenger RNA of Exophiala spinifera, 2247 nucleotides long. RefSeq lists its product as uncharacterized. The record is from RefSeq and is a predicted model, not a curated record. Lineage: Eukaryota; Fungi; Ascomycota; Eurotiomycetes; Chaetothyriales; Herpotrichiellaceae. The transcript is spliced from 3 exons. The coding region runs from base 1 to 2247 and encodes 748 amino acids.
AUGGAAAAUUUACAGGCAGAAGAUGGUCUUCCUCUGCUACCCUUGCCUGGAGUAACAAGUCUCAAAAGACCUAAUUUUGAAAGCAAAAGCUCUCACAUGGGACUAGCAGAAGCGUCAUCUGAACCCGACGGUGUUCGGAUUGCUUCUGACCAUCCUGGAUCCCAAAUAAGUGAACCAUUCUUCAGUUUCAAGAACAGUAGCAGAUACAAAGGGGACAAGCAAUCUAUAAGAAUUAUACCUUCAGCAAGCGAGAUCACUCUUUCUACAAUCGCCUCACGACUGUCCGUUCCUGAGCCUUGGGAACACGAUACACCUGAUGAACACAACGCCGACACAGUGGGGAAUACUGCACGCAAAUUUCAACGAGGCCCUCAAUGUUGGAAAGUCCUCUUAAGUGGCCUUCCGCAACUACUUCUCACGGUUACACUAUGUAUUAGCAUCUUACUGGUGUACUAUGUCUACUUGCGUAAGGGAGCUAUUAACCAAGCAGACCAGGCACUAUGGAACUACUUAACUCUAGCGCUAUAUCUUAUCCUUCCAAUGUCUUUGAGUUCAGCAUUUAAAGGCUACGCAAGGUCAUAUCGAUGGCAGCUACUCUCGACGAGGUAUCUCGGACUCGAAGAGUUUGAUUUGGUACUAGGAUGCGAAAGCUUAAUUGCCAGCACCCAAUUGCUAUGGAAAGGAAGGGUUAAAGGUCGCCUCAUGCCGAGCCGAAUCCAGUGGUACUGUGCUGUUUCCCUUCUCCUCAAUCUAGGACUUCAAGUUGCAGUAUCAGUCCUCGGUGUCAUUGCCUCUUUAACGCCGAGUCGUGAGGGCAUCGAUUAUUCUCAAUAUGGUUCUUUCUCUAUCGCAGACUUUAACAAUCCAGCAUUUUUCCCCGACAAUGAUACUCGCUCUUUAUCAUACUAUAUCCGUCAGAUGUUACCAUUCCCCGACGAAUAUCCAACGUAUUACUUUCCCAACUUUUACGGGAAUCUAAUCUGGCCACCAUGGGGCUAUAGAGACAAGGACAGUAGUUCUCGAUCUAUAUUUUGUAUACCUGGAGAUCCUGGAUGCAAGAUUUAUCUUUCCGCUUCCGGCCCUGAAAUAUCCUCCGCAUAUACCAACAUAACCAUCUUCUCAUAUCAUAGCAUCAGCGCUGUGGCCACAUGUCAAAAAUACAACGUUACACACUAUCCUGUGGAAGAUGAACCAAUCUGGGAUCCCUUCUCGAGGCAAUCUUACGUGUUAGGUAAUAUAACCUUUUUCAAUGAAUCGAGCGGCCAAAUCACAACUAUACCAUGGAAUGCAUCACCAGUAUUAGGUCAGUCAAUUGAACCCCCCACCUUUAUGUGGGCGGCCCAUUACGAUACAUCACACCCUAGCUCUCGGUCUGCUACGGUUAUGAUGUUACAUCGAGUCGAAGACAGGGUAAGUCUUUUUGACUGUCAUAGUGAAGUUUUGCCAUUAAAUCAACCAACUGGAGUACACGGCGUUGAUUUAUACCCGGUGCCAGCCGUAUACAAUAUUCCGGAUGAAGUGGCACAGAAUUUCGCAGGAGCAAUAGCUGGGAGAUUUACCGUCACUCCCAAAGAAGACCCUAAAGUGUAUUGCCAAUACUCGCCAUUGUUUGAUGAUGAAGAAUUAGUUGGUGUCACAGAUGAAUGGCCUCCAGAGAAAGUUGCAAGUGUGAUUCGUACAUUUACGCUAUCAGCGCUGAGAUCUUUCGAUCUUCUUGGGCCGAGAAUCACAGUGGCUGGUAUUGGUCCGCAACAAGCGCAAAAAUUGACAAUCAACUGGGAUUGGGCCAUCGGGAUCCUGGUAGGUAUACCGGUGAUUCAAUGGCUCCUUCUAUGCCUUACUGCAUAUAUCUCGUCCGCUGCGAUUAUCAAAGACACCAGCUAUCUCGCAACAGCGCAUUUACUCAAGCCGGUCACGGAAAAUCUUGGGUCUCAUGGAUGCAUAAUGUCUGGGCAUGAUAUUGCACACCACCUGGGAAAUCUACCUAUCAUAUACGGUGUUCGGUGUCUCGCACAUCCAUCUGACGAGCCGAUUUAUCAUCUUGAUGUUAUUCGGCAAUCCGAAGAUCACGAAGCAAAUCUCGACAAUGGCUGGAAGGCCGGAAUGGAUAUGCCAGAAGGAUGGUACGAUGGUUCUGGGCGCCAAACAAUGGGAACUAUCUUCAGACAGAAUGUCAGUACCCAACUGCAGGGAUCCACUUGGGAGCAACCGAGGAAUCAUAUAACGAAGAAGGCGAAGCUAGAGUGA